Messenger RNA from Lates calcarifer (barramundi perch), 763 nucleotides. It is a transcript of the gene brk1, whose product is annotated as BRICK1 subunit of SCAR/WAVE actin nucleating complex. Gene Ontology annotation, biological process: actin filament organization; regulation of actin polymerization or depolymerization; cell motility. Bases 19 to 279 code for a protein of 86 amino acids. NCBI's taxonomy places the organism in Eukaryota, Metazoa, Chordata, Actinopteri, Centropomidae. The transcript has 3 exons. Gene Ontology annotation, molecular function: protein-containing complex binding. The record is from RefSeq and is a predicted model, not a curated record. Gene Ontology annotation, cellular component: SCAR complex.
CUACGCCGUGCUUCCUGGAUGAACGCAGAGCUAAGCUGCGACUCGUCCAACAUGGCUGGCCAGGAAGAUCCAGUGCAAAGAGAGAUUCACCAAGACUGGGCGAAUCGAGAGUAUAUAGAAGUAAUUACAAGCAGUAUCAAAAAAAUCGCCGACUUUCUUAACUCAUUCGAUAUGUCUUGUCGAUCCCGUCUGGCCACUCUCAACGAGAAGCUGACAGCGUUGGAGAGGAGGAUUGAAUAUAUUGAGGCGAGAGUGACAAAAGGAGAGACCUUAACCUAGAACUCAUCACGGACAUUCAUAGCAUCCCAGAGCUACCUGCCCACCUUCCCACCCCUGAAUCCUUGGGAAUAAGUGUGACGGAUUCCACCCUCCUUUUUUGGGGCCAUGUGGACCAUUUUUAUAUUAAAUGGCUGAGUUUUGUGUUGUUUUAUCUCAUGACACAUUUGUAUAGAAGAUAUGGGUCUGCCUUGGACGUCAGUGAUUCAAGCAUCUUCAAUAUUACAAAUUAAAAAUAAGCUCCAUAAGUAUUGGUUUUAAAAAAAAUGUUGUGGAGUUCAAUUAUGGAUCUGGUAACAGCACAAUUUGUUGACUAUCUGUGUUAUAUGCAGUAUCAUUACCACAUCAAAUUUAUGAAAGGGGAACAUUCUUGUGUGCCAUGUUGAACAAGUAAUUGUGUAGUCAUCUUUGUUAAGGACCUGCUUGUACAGUGAACUGUUUGGUGACGUUUCAGGAUUUAAAUACUGUAAUAAAUGAUAAACAAUGA